Messenger RNA from Andrographis paniculata, 3213 nucleotides. Lineage: Eukaryota; Viridiplantae; Streptophyta; Magnoliopsida; Lamiales; Acanthaceae. The record is from the annotation of a RefSeq genome assembly.
AUGCUGGGGGAUGCAAAUGGGGCAAUGUCUACAAUACCUGGGUUUAAUCAGAUCCAAUUUGAAGGAUUUUGUAGGUUCAUUGAUCAGGGUUUGGCAGAAGAAUUUUAUAAGUUUCCAAAAAUUGAAGAUACAGAUCAUGAAAUCGAAUUUCAAUUAUUUGUAGAAAGAUAUCAAUUAGUAGAACCGUUGAUAAAGGAAAGAAAUGCUGUGUAUGAAUCCCUCACAUAUUCUUCUGAAUUAUAUGUAUCCGCCGGAUUAAUUUGGAAAACCAGCAGGGAUAUGCAAGAACAAACUAUUUUGAUUGGAAACAUUCCUCUAAUGAAUUCCAUAGGAACUUUUAUAGUAAAUGGAAUAUAUAGAAUUGUGAUCAAUCAAAUACUGCAAAGCCCCGGUAUUUAUUACCGGUCAGAAUUGGAUCAUAACGGAAUUUCCGUCUAUACUGGCACCAUAAUAUCAGAUUGGGGAGGAAGAUCAGAAUUCGAGAUUGAUAGAAAAGCAAGGAUAUGGGCUCGCGUGAGCAGAAAACAAAAAAUCUCUAUUCUAGUUCUAUCAUCAGCUAUGGGUUCGAAUCUAAGAGAAAUUCUAGACAAUGCUUAUUAUCCUGAAAUUUUUUUGUCUUUUCUGAAUGCUAGGGAGAGAAAAAAAAUAGGAUCAAAAGAAAAUGCCAUUUUAGAGUUUUAUCAACAAUUUGCUUGCGUAGGCGGGGACCCGAUAUUUUCGGAAUCCUUAUCUAAGGAAUUACAAAAGAAGUUCUUUCAACAAAGAUGUGAAUUAGGAAGGAUUGGUCGACGAAAUAUGAACCGAAGACUGAACCUUGAUAUACCCCAGAACAAUACAUUUUUGUUACCACGAGACAUAUUGGCAGCCGCUGAUCAUUUGAUUGGACUGAAAUUUGGAAUGGGUACACUUGACGAUAUGAAUCAUUUGAAAAAUAAGCGCAUUCGUUCUGUAGCGGAUCUUUUACAAGAUCAAUUCGGAUUGGCUCUGGUUCGUUUAGAAAAUCUGGUUCGAGGAACUAUAUGUGGGGCAAUUCGGCAUAAAUUGAUACCGAUUCCGCAGAAUUUGGUAACUUCAACUCCAUUAACAACCACUUAUGAAUCUUUUUUUGGUUUACACCCCUUAUCUCAAGUUUUAGAUCGAACUAAUCCGUUGACACAAAUAGUUCAUGGGAGAAAGUUGAGUUAUUUAGGUCCUGGCGGACUAACAGGACGAACUGCUAAUUUUCAGAUACGAGAUAUUCAUCCUAGUCACUAUGGUCGUAUUUGCCCAAUUGACACAUCUGAGGGAACCAAUGUUGGACUUAUUGGGUCCUUAGCAAUUCAUGCGAGGGUGGGUCCUUGGGGAUCUUUAGAAAGCCCGUUUUAUGAAGUUUCGGAGAGAUCAACAGGGUUACGAAUGCUUUAUUUAUCUCCGGGUGGAGAUGAAUACUAUAUCUUAGCGGCGGGAAAUUCGUUGGCCUUGAAUCAGGCUAUUCAGGAAGAACAGGUUGUUCCAGCUAGAUACCGUCAAGAAUUCUUAACUAUUGCAUGGGAACGGGUUCAUCUUCGAAGUAUUUUUCCCUUCCAAUAUUUUUCUAUUGGAGCUUCCCUCAUUCCUUUUAUUGAACAUAAUGAUGCGAAUAGGGCUUUAAUGAGUUCGAAUAUGCAACGGCAGGCAGUUCCGCUUGCUCGGUCCGAGAAAUGCAUUGUUGGAACUGGGUUGGAACGACAAACAGCUCUAGAUUCAGGGGCUCUUGCUAUAGCCGAACGUGCGGGAAAGAUUAUUUCGAUAGAUACUGACAAGAUCCUUUUCUCGGGCAAUGGAGAUACUCUAAGCGUUCCAUUACUUAUGUAUCAACGUUCCAACAAAAAUACUUGUAUGCAUCAAAAACCCCAGGUUCAGCGGGGUAAAUGCAUUAAAAGGGGACAAAUUUUAGCAGAUGGUGCUGCUACAGUUGGUGGCGAACUUUCUUUGGGGAAAAACGUAUUAGUAGCUUAUAUGCCAUGGGAGGGUUACAAUUUUGAAGAUGCAGUACUUAUUAGUGAGCGUUUGGUAUAUGAAGAUAUUUAUACUUCUUUUCACAUACGGAAAUAUGAGAUUCAGACUCAUGUGACAAGCCAAGGUCCUGAAAGGAUCACUAACGAAAUACCACAUUUAGAAGCCCAUUUACUUCGCAAUUUGGACAAAAAUGGAAUUGUGGUCUUGGGAUCUUGGGUAGAGACGGGUGACAUUUUAGUAGGGAAAUUAACGCCCCAAAUCGUGAAAGAAUCAUCGUAUGCUCCCGAAGAUAGAUUGUUACGAGCCAUACUCGGCAUUCAGGUAUCCACUUCAAAAGAAACUUGUCUAAAACUCCCUAUAGGUGGUAGGGGCCGGGUUAUUGAUGUGAGGUGGAUCCAGAAAAGGAGAGGUUCUAGUUAUAAUCUCGAAACGAUUCGUGUAUAUAUUUCACAGAAACGUGAAAUUAAAGUAGGCGAUAAAGUAGCUGGAAGACACGGAAAUAAAGGGAUCGUUUCCAAAAUUUUGCCUAGACAAGAUAUGCCUUAUCUGCAAGAUGGAAGACCCGUUGAUAUGGUCUUCAACCCAUUAGGAGUACCUUCACGAAUGAAUGUGGGACAGAUAUUUGAAUGUUCGCUGGGGUUAGCAGGGAGUUUGCUAGACAGACAUUAUCGAAUAGUUCCUUUUGAUGAGAGAUAUGAACAAGAAGCUUCCAGAAAACUAGUAUUUUCUGAAUUAUAUGAAGCCAGUCAGCAAACAGCGAAUCCGUGGGUAUUUGAACCCGAGUAUCCAGGAAAAAGCAAAAUAUUUGAUGGAAGGACGGGAAACCCUUUUGAACAACCCGUUCUAAUAGGAAAGCCUUAUAUCUUGAAGUUAAUUCAUCAAGUUGAUGAUAAAAUCCACGGACGUUCCAGUGGACAUUAUGCGCUUGUUACACAACAACCCCUUAGGGGAAGGGCAAAACAAGGGGGACAACGAGUAGGAGAAAUGGAGGUUUGGGCUCUAGAAGGAUUUGGUGUUGCUCACAUUUUACAAGAGAUGCUUACUUAUAAAGCGGAUCAUAUUAGAGCGCGCCAAGAAGCACUUGGUACUACAAUCAUUGGAGGGACAAUACCUAAUCCUGAAGAUGCUCCAGAAUCGUUUCGAUUGCUCGUUCGAGAACUACGAUCUUUAGCUCUGGAAUUGAAUCAUUUCCUUGUAUCUGAGAAAAACUUCCAGAUUAAUAGGAAGGAAGUUUAA